UUGCCUGCUUGGAGUCCGUUCCUGAAUCCCAUUGAAGAGCUUUUUUCAAAAUUGAAAUACCACGUCAAAAGAGAAUAUCUGGAUGAUACAAGAACCCUCCUAGAAAAAAUGGAAGAAGGCUUAAGGAAUAUUAGUGCUUCCGACUGCCAAGGCUGGGUAUCUCACUCAAUGUCCUAUUUUCCUAGAUGUCUUGCAAAG
This is a messenger RNA of Mucor mucedo, 198 nucleotides long. RefSeq lists its product as uncharacterized. The transcript has a single exon. The annotation marks the transcript as partial. NCBI's taxonomy places the organism in Eukaryota, Fungi, Mucoromycota, Mucoromycetes, Mucorales, Mucoraceae. Gene Ontology annotation, molecular function: nucleic acid binding. The record is from RefSeq and is a predicted model, not a curated record.